AGUUGCGUCAGCCAACACAAUCCUGCAACAUCCAGAGCUUUAAGGAACUCCGGGCGGAUCUCAUCAACCCCCGGGGCCCUGCUACCGAGGAGCUUUUUAACCACCUCGGCAACCUCGUCCUCAGAGAUUGGAGAGUUCGACCCAGAGUCCCCAGACUCAGCUUCCUCAAUGGAUGGCAUGUCGGUGGGUUUGAGGAGGUCUUCGAAGUAUUUCGCCCACCGGCCCACAAAGUCCUGAGUCAAGGUCAGCAGCAGACCAUCCCCACUAUAAACAGUGAGCCGUUUGAGGAUGGCUUUCCUAAUGGUGAUGAGCUGUCGCCGGCUGAAGAGGCUGCUGCUAAAGAGGCAGCAGAGCCCAAAGGAGUGGUCAAGUUUGGCUGGAUUAAGGGGGUGCUGGUACGCUGCAUGUUGAACAUUUGGGGAGUCAUGCUCUUUAUCCGCAUGACAUGGAUUGUUGGCCAGGCUGGAAUUGCUCUGGCCUGUGUGAUUGUUGGCAUGGCAACUGUUGUGACAACCAUCACUGGCCUCUCUACUUCUGCCAUAGCCACCAAUGGAUUUGUUCGAGGAGGAGGAGCAUAUUACUUGAUUUCGAGGAGUUUGGGUCCAGAGUUUGGAGGCUCUAUUGGCCUGAUCUUUGCUUUUGCCAAUGCAGUGGCUGUGGCCAUGUAUGUAGUCGGCUUUGCUGAAACUGUUGUGGAACUUCUCAAAGGUGUGGAUGCGCUGAUGACUGAUGACAUCAAUGACAUCCGAAUCAUUGGCACCAUUACAGUAAUUGUUCUGUUGGGUAUCUCUGUGGCAGGAAUGGAAUGGGAGGCUAAGGCCCAGAUCUUCCUGCUUGUUGUCCUUAUCACAGCUAUUGUGAACUACUUUAUCGGAUCCUUCAUUUCUGUGGAAUUAAAGAAACCUUCAGGCUUCCUUGGAUAUGAUGCUGAAAUCAUGUGGGAGAACAUGGGACCAGACUUUCGAGAUGAGACGUUCUUUUCUGUCUUUGCCAUCUUCUUCCCCGCAGCCACUGGGAUUCUGGCUGGUGCUAACAUUUCUGGAGACCUUGCUGACCCACAGAUGGCAAUCCCCAAAGGAACACUACUUGCCAUAUUGAUUACAGGCAUUGUCUACUUGGGGGUCGCAGUUUCAACAGGGUCCUGCAUUGUGAGAGAUGCCAGUGGAAAUCUGAAUGACACAAUCGGCACACAGUUCAGUGCAAACUGCACUGGUGCUUCCUGCAAGUUUGGCUUUGAUUUCUCUAGCUGCAAGAGCCAAAAAAACUGCCGCUAUGGACUCCAUUAUGACUUCCAGGUGAUGAGCUUGGUUUCAGGUUUUUCUCCCAUCAUCUCAGCUGGAAUCUUCUCUGCCACUCUGUCCUCUGCUCUGGCCUCUUUAGUGAGCGCGCCUAAAGUAUUCCAAGCUUUAUGUAAAGACAACAUCUACCCUUAUAUUGGAAUAUUUGCCAAAGGAUACGGGAAGAACAAUGAGCCUCUUCGAGGCUACAUCUUGACUUUCGGCAUCGCUCUGGCUUUCAUCCUAAUCGCUGAGUUAAACACAAUUGCGCCAAUUAUCUCCAACUUUUUCCUGGCAUCCUACGCCUUGAUCAAUUUCUCUGUGUUCCACGCAUCUCUGGCCAACUCUCCGGGUAAGAUCAAAGUGCAAAAAGUGAAAACCAGCAUAAAAACAUGUUAAGCUAAGAAUGUUAAA
This is a messenger RNA of Poecilia latipinna (sailfin molly), 1691 nucleotides long. RefSeq names its product solute carrier family 12 member 2-like. Lineage: Eukaryota; Metazoa; Chordata; Actinopteri; Cyprinodontiformes; Poeciliidae. The record is from RefSeq and is a predicted model, not a curated record. The annotation marks the transcript as partial. Gene Ontology annotation, molecular function: ammonium channel activity; sodium:potassium:chloride symporter activity. Gene Ontology annotation, cellular component: apical plasma membrane. The transcript has 13 exons. Gene Ontology annotation, biological process: potassium ion homeostasis; chloride transmembrane transport; sodium ion homeostasis.